Molecule: messenger RNA, 4538 nt
Organism: Oxyura jamaicensis (ruddy duck)
Lineage: Eukaryota; Metazoa; Chordata; Aves; Anseriformes; Anatidae
Gene: ANO10
Product: anoctamin 10
Exons: 13
Coding region: 122-2056 (644 amino acids)
Biological process (GO): chloride transmembrane transport
Cellular component (GO): plasma membrane
Molecular function (GO): chloride channel activity
Source: RefSeq, a predicted model, not a curated record
GCAGCGGUGGGCGGGAGCAGGGGGCGGAGGAGAGGGGGCGUGGCCACGGCUCGGGGGAGGGCGUCCCGCCCCGCCCCGCCCCGCGGAUGUGGCGCCGGCAGCCGGCGCAAGUUCUUAAAAGAUGAAGGAAAGCUGGUCUUCCUUGGAUACUCUUGACACAAACUUCAGGCCUCUGGUAGUAAUUGAGCUUGCAAAAGGCACCAAAGAGGAAACCAUAGAAUGGUUCACUAAAAGAAUUGUGGACAAAAAGGCAAAUGGAGGUGCACAGCUUCUGAUUAAACCAUUGGUCACAGAAAAUGGAGAUGAAAAUAUUUAUCUGGUUGGAGCUUCCCACCUAAGGCUGUUGCUGGGAGCUGAAACUGUGGGAUUGGUAAAGGAAUGUAAUGAUAACUCAAUGAGAGCUUUUACAUACAGCAGUAGGAAAACUUUCAAAGAUUUUGCAGAUGACAAUCAGAAUUUCCUUACAAUGUCAGAAUGUCAGUAUAUCAUUAAACAUGAACUUGAAAAUUUGAGAGCUAAAGAUGAAAAAAUGAUCCCUGGAUAUCCUCAGGCAAAGCUCUAUCCAGGAAAAUCAAUUGUAAGAAGAUUGUUGACCAAUGGUAUUCUAGUUCAGAUUUUCCCGCUGCAUGAUAGAGAAGAGUUGAAAAAGCUCCGGCACACGUGGUAUGGCCAAGUCAAAAUUGGUUAUCAACCUUUAGAUGAGAUACGCUGCUACUUUGGUGAGACCAUUGCACUCUACUUUGGCUUCUUAGAGUACUUCACAUUUGCGUUGAUUCCCAUGGCUGUCAUUGGGAUCCCUUACUACGUGUUUGCGUGGGAAGACUAUGACAAGUAUGUGAUGUUUGCCACGUUCAAUCUGCUCUGGUCCACUGUGAUCCUGGAAGUUUGGAAACGGAUUUGUGCCGUGAUGACGUACCGCUGGGGGACACUGCUGAUGAAACGACAGUUUGAAGAGCCAAGACCAGGUUUCCACGGUGUUCUGGGUAUCAAUCCUGUCACUGGGAGAGAGGAACCAGUGUACUCAAGUAUUAAGAGACAGUUACGGAUUUAUCUCGUGUCCGUACCAUUUGUGUGCCUUUGCCUCUACUUCUCACUAUACGUGAUGAUGAUUUACUUUAACUUGGAACAGUGGGCUCUGGAUUAUCAUGAGGAGAAUAAGUCCAACUUUAGCAGCUUGAUGCUGUAUGUGCCCAGUAUCAUAUAUGCUGUCGUGAUUGAAAUUAUGAACCGUAUCUAUCGGUAUGCUGCUGAAUUCUUAACAUCGUGGGAAAAUCACAGGCUGGAGUCUUCGUAUCAGAAUCACUUAGUUCUGAAGGUUCUAGUGUUCAACUUCUUAAAUUGUUUUGCAUCCCUCUUCUACAUUGCUUUUGUGCUGGUUGAUAUGAAACUUUUGAGACAGAGCUUGGCCACCUUGCUGAUAACUUCACAGAUACUUAAUCAGUUUGCAGAAUCCCUGCUUCCUUACUGGCUCCAAAAGAGACACAUGAAGAAGAUGAAGAAACGCAUGCAUUCUCUGAAAAUGGAUGCGGACCUGUCAUUAGUCGAACAAGUCAACUCGGAAAAAGAAAUGGGCACCUAUUUUGGUACUUUUGAUGAUUACUUGGAGUUGUUUUUGCAGUUCGGCUAUGUGAGUCUCUUCUCAUGUGUUUAUCCACUGGCAGCUGUCUUUGCAGUGUUAAACAACAUCACAGAGAUAUAUUCUGAUGCCUUAAAAAUGUGCAGAGUUUACAAGCGCCCAUUUGCAGAACCCACAGCAAAUAUUGGUGUUUGGCAGUUGGCUUUUGAAACUAUGAGUGUAAUAUCGGUAGUUACUAAUUGCAUACUGAUUGGAAUGUCUCCACAAGUGAAUGCCCUUUUCCCAGACUCAAAAAUGGAUCUUAUUCUGACCGUGGCAUUGGUAGAGCACUUGCUGCUAGCAAUAAAGUUUGUCAUGGCAUUUGUAAUUCCCGAUAAACCAAGAGAUAUCCAGAUUAAACUGGCCAAGUUGGAAUUUGAAUCUCUAGAGGCUCUCAAACAACAGCAAAUGAAACUUGCGGCUGAGUCACUGAAGGAGUAAACACGAAGAAACGAAGAUGACUACAGCAGUCACAUGGAAAUGUGGGCACGUUGUGAGCAUUUGUUUAUGAUGAUCGCAGUGUGCACUCCACCAUAUAUUCAGUAGGUGGCACCUGCUUGUAUGAUACGUGGUAAAUAUUCACUGCUUGAUACUGUAAAAAAAAGGUAAUUUACCCUGUUCUCUUUGUUCCUUACAUACAAGGGUUCGUGAAGCUAACACUAAAUAAAGCACUCCAGCUUAUGCAAGGUCUGGCUGGAAUCUGCCAGACUCGCCAUACUUGAAGUGAUUGAAAACAGAUCUUGUGAAUAAGCAUCCAAAAGCUAACUAGGGUUUUCAACUGUAACUUUGUAAAAGAAAACAGAAAUAAAGAGGUAGGCUAGUACUGUCCCUCGGGCUUGUUGCCCCUUUCGUUCCUUUAUUAUGAUAGCUAAUCCUCUCCUUUUUCAAAGGCUGCUUAUUAGCUAUUCUUUUGCACAUGGCAAACUAAUUUAAAUGUUUUAUACACUACAUAAUGAAAUACAUGAUUAUUCCUUAUAGGACCUGAGAAAUAUUAGCACAUAAAUAUUAUAAAGUAUGCUUUAUACAGUCCUGCGUGCUAGUUACCUAAGUAAACCUGACAAAAUCUCAAAAGCUGGGUAAAAAGCAUUCAGUAGGAUACAGAUUGCUGAUCAGCGAUUUAUGAAGAUGAAGAGGCAGAUUACUGCAUAUUUAUUAAUUAAUUUACAUUAGCUUUUGAUGUCACUACCUUGGGCCUUGAACUAUGGCAUUGUAUUAAUGGGUCUUCUGGUUAAAUGAACUAACAGAGCAAUUAAACUUGAUACACUAGUACUCAUGUAUGUAGUGAGUAGCUGAGGUUUUUUUUUUUUUCCCUUGCGUUCCACACACACACAAAAAAGGUAAUUUUCCUAAUAUUUCAUUGUUUUCUGGCAGUAAUAGGACCAAAAUCCCCUCAGCCUCGGACAGUUUAUGUUCUCCAGCUGUGACCUUCAUCUGUGGUAGAUGUAACUUAAGUUUAUAUGAUACUUGCUGGAAUGGUGUGUGGAAAAAUCUGUCAUUACAAUUAAGGUAUUUGCCUGCUUGGCACACUUCAGAUUUCUGCCACAGGGCCCCCACAAAGGAAUAAUCCAACUAAGCCAAAAUAAUGUAUUUUGUCUGGAGUUUGAAAUUAGCAUUUAUCAAACUCUGCAAGUGUGACCCAGUAAGAAACGACUCUGUUCCCUUGGGGAGAGGAGCAGAAAAGUGCUACAGCUGCUGUCCCUGUACUUGGUUCUCCUAUUGUGCACCCCCCACGCUGCUGCUAUUUCAGGGCAAGCUCUGGGGCUGCUGCUCUUCCACAGCCUGUGCCUGAAGCUGUAGCAGGGCUGCAGCAGCACCCAGGGAAGCUCUGCCCUAGGCAGCCAGCAGGGAUUUCUGAGGGGUGCACAGCUCCCCACAGCACUGUAGAGAUCCACCAAAAAAGCUUUUUUUGAGGAGGGCAUAUUCUCCAGGAAAGCUCCCUGGCUUUGCAGUUUGUUGCCCACUUUAAUCUCAAGUAGCUCAAGUUUGUUGAAGUUUCACUCAUGCUGCGUAGUCAGUGUGUUUGAGCGUGUUCAGGAGAAGAAGCUGUGGGAUGGGUUCCUGUUGGAAUACGCUCUGGUGGGCUUGUGACAGCUGUUUUGAUGGGAUUCUGCUGGGCUGUUAAUUUGUGCUGGAUUAGAAGUGUAAAGUGGGCACGUUUUGGUGGUAGUGACUGUUUCAGGUAUCUGGAAUAACUUUCCAGGAUGGGUUGGAAAAGGAAUCAAGUCGUGUCUUAACUGUAAUCACGUGAAAAAGAAAUGACUUGUACAAACUGACGUUCUGGUUGCCUGUCUGUGUGGUCGUUCCAUUCUUCCUGUUUCCUGCAGACUUGUAGGAAAAUCCAUAGUAAGGUUUAGUACCUGGUGGUGUAAGUGACAUGAGCUGUUGUCCUUCCUUGCGCACUGCCGCUCUGUAUCUAUGAGUGCCGAUACCGCUCUUCCUCAGGCGGAUCCUCCACCUAAAGCUAAGUCUGGAGGAAUUAUGACCUUCCAUAGUUUGCAGCAUAGUUCCCCUCUUUUAGCAUCACAGCUACUAUACAAACGUGGUAGAGCAUUUCUGUCUUAAAGAGCCAACAUUUAAGUUUGAGUAAUAUUACCUGUAUAAGGCGAAGUAAUCUUUUGUUACCAAACUGAAAUUUAGCUCCUCUUCUUCUGCCUGGUCCUUUUACUGGGGAUUUGUGUGUUUCAGAGUGUCCGAUACAGGUGUGUUUUUUUUUUUUUCCCAUUCAUGAUGCCAAGUUUUCAUUUCUCAUGUGAAAGGAAAAAUGUUUGUCUACACUUCUGAAUGUGUCUGUGUUAUUUUCUUUCUCUGCGCUGGAGAUGCAGUUGUAAAAAUUGUGGAAAAAAUGGUAGAGAUGAAAAUUGCUGACAAAAAUCUGCUCUCAAAUGAAAAUACCAGAAAGAAUAAAUAAGAUAUUUACCAGUGA